AUGGACAUGAAACUCGCUCAACAUCUACCGCUCUACAUGAGCCCCCUCACAUUGCAGAUGAUCCUGGUCUGGCUCAACAGCGUCGAGGCUGGACGUCCGCCCGCUGGGCCCGAGCGCGACGGCGCGCAAGACGAGCACGACUCUUGGGGCCGCGGCUGCUCUUCGACCCCAGGAAAGCCUCCGAGGUGCCCGGAUAUAGGCCCCGCGCCGACCCGGCUUCCCCCGCCGCCGGUCGUGGGCCCGCGGCGCUUUGAGCUUUCGCCGUCUCGGGCCCCUGCGAUCCCGUCAAAGAAUCCGGCGCGGUUUGAGAGGCGUCCCGGCCAUCGAUGGACGUGA
Messenger RNA from Pyricularia oryzae 70-15, 336 nucleotides. RefSeq lists its product as uncharacterized. NCBI's taxonomy places the organism in Eukaryota, Fungi, Ascomycota, Sordariomycetes, Magnaporthales, Pyriculariaceae. The transcript is spliced from 2 exons. Bases 1 to 336 code for a protein of 111 amino acids. The record is from RefSeq and is a predicted model, not a curated record.